Molecule: messenger RNA, 2925 nt
Organism: Pteronotus mesoamericanus
Lineage: Eukaryota; Metazoa; Chordata; Mammalia; Chiroptera; Mormoopidae
Product: disintegrin and metalloproteinase domain-containing protein 18-like
Exons: 22
Coding region: 1-2925 (974 amino acids)
Biological process (GO): binding of sperm to zona pellucida; cell adhesion; male gonad development
Cellular component (GO): plasma membrane
Molecular function (GO): metalloendopeptidase activity
Source: RefSeq, a predicted model, not a curated record
AUGCUCCUUCUCCUGGCACUGCUCGCUGAGCUGGGAAAGCUGAGCGCCCUCAUGGAUUUCGAAGGAAUAUUCCUACAUGUCACAGUUCCACAGAAAAUAAGGUCAAAUAAGAGUGAAAGUACAAAGAGGCAGGUGAUUUAUAUGAUUACAAUUGAUGGAAAACCAUACACUCUGCAUCUCACAAAACACUCGUUCUUAUCCAAGAAUUUUUUGGUUUAUACAUUUAAUGAAACUUGGUCUUUGCAUACAGAUUCUUCAUAUUUUAAGAUGCAUUGCUAUUACCGAGGAUAUGUUGCCAAUUUUCCAAAUUCAGUUGCAACACUCAGCAUAUGUUCUGGACUCCGGGGAUUCCUUCAGUUUGAAAAUAUCAGCUAUGGAAUUGAACCAUUGGAGUCUUCAGCAAGAUAUGAGCACAUAAUUUAUCAAGUGAAAAAUGACAAUCCAGACAUACCAGUGCUAGCAGAAAAUUACAGCAAUAUUCGGCAGAAAGACCAGACCUAUAAAGUUUAUUUAAGCUCGCAGGAAAAAACUCUUUCAAAGCUAUUACCCCAAUACCUGGAAAUGCAUAUUAUAGUGGAAAAAGCUUUGUAUGAUUAUAUGGGAUCAGAAAUGAUGGCUGUAACACAGAAAAUCAUCCAAAGUAUUGGUCUUGUCAACACUAUGUUUGUGCAGUUCAAAUUGACUGUGAAUCUGUCCUCCCUGGAACUGUGGUCAGAUGGAAAUCAAAUUUCUACCAGUGGGGAUGUUGAUGAUUUAUUACAAAGGUUUCUGGUGGGAAAAAGGGGCUAUCUUAUCCUACCGCCCCAUGAUGUAACAUUCUUAUUUGUUUACAGGAAACAUCCUAAAUAUAUGGGAGCAACGUUUGCUGGCACAAUAUGCAAUAGAAGCUAUGAUGCCAAUAUAGCUGUGUAUACAGAUGCAAUAACUUUGGAGGGAUUUUCAGUUAUUGUAGCUCAACUACUUGGCCUUAAAAUAGGACUAACAUACGAUAACAUCAGUGAGUGUUCUUGUCCAAGAACGACGUGCAUAAUGAAUCACAAAGCAGUGGGUUCCAGUGGUGUAAAGAUUUUUAGCAACUGUAGUAUGGAUGAAUAUAGGUAUCUUGUUUCAAAAUUGGAUGCUCAAUGUCUUCAAAACUUUCCAAAUUUGCAACUGUUACAUAAAACUCAGUCAGUGUGUGGUAAUGGGAUUUUGGAACUUAAUGAAGAAUGUGACUGUGGUAGUGAAGAGGACUGUCAGUUUAAGAAGUGCUGUGAUUAUAACACAUGUAAACUGAAAGGCUCAGUGAAAUGUGGUUCUGGACCAUGCUGUACACCAGAAUGUGAGGUGUCUAUAGUAGGCACUCCAUGUCGAAAAAGUGUUGAUCAAGAGUGUGAUUUUACAGAGUAUUGCAAUGGAACUUCUAGUAAUUGUGUUCCUGACACUUAUGCAUUGAAUGGCCACUCGUGCAGGUUGGGAACUGCCUAUUGUUAUAAUGGACAAUGCCAAACUACAGAUAACCAGUGUGCUAAUGUGUUUGGAAAAGGUGCUCAAGGUGCUCCAUUUGCUUGUUUUGAAGAAGUUAAUUCUCUUCGUGAUAGAUUUGGAAACUGUGGCUUUAAAACUUCACAACCAUUACCUUGUGAACCAAAAGAUGUUCUCUGUGGAAAAUUAGCUUGUGUUUGGCCACAUAAUAAUACUUAUAAAAGUAAUAUUCAAUCUGCAGUUUAUUCAUAUACUCAAGGGCAUAUAUGCUUAUCUAUAACCACGGGGUCAUCACUGAGAUCAGAUGGAAGAGAUUAUGCCUAUGUGGCUGAUGGUACUGCAUGUGGCACCCAAAUGUAUUGUGAAAAUAAAACCUGCAAAGAAGUUCCUUUAAAGGGAUAUAACUGCAAUGCCUCUACAAAAUGCAAAGGGAAUGGGAUAUGUAAUAAUUUGGGAAAUUGUCAUUGCUUUCCUGGCUAUCGGCCUCCAGAUUGUGAAUUCCAGCUUGGUUCACCAGGGGGAAGUAUUGAUGAUGGAAAUGUUCAGAAAUCUACUACAGUUUUUAUUAAAAAGGACUACAGUGCACAUCAGUACAACUGGCUUAUUCUCAGUUUCUACAUUGCUUUGCCCUUUUUAAUAAUUUUCAUCAUGAUGGUCAAGAAGCUAAAUGAAAUGAGAAAGCCUUGCAACAGAGAGAACUCAAAAUAUGAAGGACGGUGUCCUAGUCGAGCUCCAGGCAGCUUGUUGGAAUCUACACGCAGUUCACAGCCUGGGGUGUCUCCUUCAGGCUUGGCUGGUCCCCACUGUUCUACCCUGCUGGCUUUCCAUCAGCACAAGGCCCAGGAGUGGUUCAUCUCCAAGAGCACUGCAAAUACUAUCACCACCUACCUCCAGAGGGGGCCUCUGAGCGGCACCGAGCAGGGACGUUCUGAGCCUGGUCUCACGGAUCUGCAGAGUCUGCAGUCCUGCAGGCCUCUGAAACGUCAGCUUCGGGGAAAUAAAGCACGUGGCAGACCACAGGCUCCUGUGUUGUCCCGCGGGUGGGAGCCGCCUGCGGUGGGCGGGGCCUCUGGCGUGGGCGGGGCGAGCAGCCUUGCCCUCCACCGGCCACUGCCCUCCCCUUUCAGACCCAGCCCAGGUCUCCCUGCCCUCGAGACAGGGCGGGUGCACCACCAACCGUCCUCACUCACCGGCCUCGCAAUGCUCCUCGUCUUGCUGGUCCUCUCAGGCCUGGGCCGGCUGACCUCCGCCGGCCAGUGUAAGUGGGGGAACCUGCGCCACAGGCGGCCGCUGGGGGCAGAGUCCCCGGGCGAGGCGGGGAUCGCCCUCCUUGCUCCAGAACCCGGCCGGGCGGGGAUCGCCCAGGGUGCUGUCAGAGCCCGUCUCCUUUCAGGGUCCUGCUGCGCCCCAGGGUUGGAGGCCUCGGAGCAGGCCUGGGGCAGUUGUCCCUCACUUACCUGA